CUCACCUCCCUCUCUAAACGCUAGCCAAGGCCGGCGGCGGAGGCUUCUUGGCCGGCCCCCUCCCCUCGGCUCUGUCCCUCCCACUCCAGGCAUGAAUGCUGAGACGUGCGUCUCUUACUGUGACUCUCCGGCGGCCGCGAUGGACGCCUACUACAGCCCGGUCUCCUCGCAGAGCCGCGAGAACUCGCCUUCCUUUCGGGCAUUCCCCGCGGCUGACAAGUUCAGCACGGCGUUCCUGGCGGCCAAGGGCCAGAGCUACGGCGAGGCCAAGUGCCGGGGCCGCUACACCCCGCAGCAGCCGCCGCCGCCGCCGCCGCCGCCGCAGCCCCAGCAGCAGGACGCGGCUGCGCCCCUGGAGAGCGGCGCGGGCCAGGCGCAAAGCGGCGCCGGGCCGCGAGGCUCCUUCAGCAAGUACCCGCCGCCGCAGCCGCCGCAGCCCCAGCCUCCAGCGCAUCUCUACCUGCAAAGGGGAUCUUGCAAAACGCCCCCGGACAGCGGCCUGAAGCUCCCAGAGGGCGGCGGCGGCCACAACGGGCCCCUGCAGGUCUCCUGCUACGCCAAAGAAAGUUCCUUGGGAGAAACUGAGAUAGCACCCAACUCUGACCCAGUGGGGAUGGACAGCAACUACCUCGGGGUGAAGGAGGCUGGGGUGAAGGGUUCCCAGGACAGGGCUGGCACAGACCUGCCCAGCCCCAUGGAGAAGGCCGACUCGGAAAGCAACAAGGGAAAAAAGCGACGGAACCGUACCACCUUUACCAGCUACCAACUGGAGGAACUGGAGAAGGUCUUCCAGAAGACCCAUUACCCAGAUGUCUAUGCCCGAGAGCAGCUGGCCAUGAGGACGGACCUCACCGAGGCUCGGGUGCAGGUCUGGUUCCAGAACCGACGGGCCAAGUGGAGGAAGCGGGAGAGGUUUGGGCAGAUCCAGCAGGUUCGCACUCACUUCUCUACAGCCUAUGAGCUACCCCUCCUUACCAGAGCUGAGAACUACGCCCAGAUCCAGAACCCGUCUUGGAUCGGCAACAACGGAGCGGCCUCGCCGGUGCCGGCCUGCGUGGUCCCCUGCGACCCGGUGCCCGCGUGCAUGUCCCCCCACGCGCACCCCCCCGGCGCCGGCGCCGGCGUCUCUGACUUCCUCAGCGUCUCGGGGGCCGGCAGCCACGUGGGCCAGACGCACAUGGGCGGCCUGUUCGGGGCCGCGGGCCUGGGCCCCGGCCUCAACGCCUACGAGCUCAACAGCGAACCGGACCGGAAGACCUCGAGCAUCGCGGCCUUGCGCAUGAAGGCCAAAGAGCACAGCGCCGCCAUUUCCUGGGCCACAUGACAGGGCCCCGCCCGCUCCCCCUCCCCGUCCCCCCGCCUCGGGGCUGGCCGAGCCCCCGGACCCCCGCGGUCCGACUCUCCCGCCGCCCGAGGCCCCGCAGCCAGGGGAGCUUCGGGAAGGUGGGCCAGCGGGCGGCCCGGGGGCGGGACUUUCUGCCCCGGCCUCCGCCGCGCUCCGAGGCCCUUGUCCCAAGGCAGUAGAAAAAGUCCUGUUGCCGAGUCCCGAAGCCAUCGGGAACGGAGACCCCCUCUCCACAGUCUGAGCCCCCGGCCCCUCCAAGCAGACUCCCGUCCGUCCCGGGCCAGCGGGGGCCCUUCCUCUCUGGGCUCCGUCUGGCCCCAAGCCUGAACGCCUUCUUUUCCCGGCAUUCCCCCCCCCCCGAUGGCUCUCGGGUUCCCCCGAGACGCCCCUGUCCCCCACUUCUCUCCCUGAAGCCGGACGGGCGCCCGCCUGGGAAACCCCGGGCUCCCGCUUUUCGCUGCUGCCGUCGCGUUUGCCGAAGCCCAGACUGGGAACCUGAGGGUCCCUUCCAUUGGAUGCCCCUGGGAAGGAGGGAUGGGGGGGGUCGGGAGGGAGGGU
This is a messenger RNA of Sarcophilus harrisii (Tasmanian devil), 1903 nucleotides long. It is a transcript of the gene ALX4, whose product is annotated as ALX homeobox 4. The record is from RefSeq and is a predicted model, not a curated record. Bases 92 to 1324 code for a protein of 410 amino acids. Gene Ontology annotation, molecular function: DNA-binding transcription activator activity, RNA polymerase II-specific; RNA polymerase II transcription regulatory region sequence-specific DNA binding. Lineage: Eukaryota; Metazoa; Chordata; Mammalia; Dasyuromorphia; Dasyuridae. Gene Ontology annotation, biological process: regulation of transcription by RNA polymerase II. The transcript is spliced from 4 exons.